Funneliformis geosporum is the source of this 369-nucleotide messenger RNA. The record is from the annotation of a GenBank genome assembly. NCBI's taxonomy places the organism in Eukaryota, Fungi, Glomeromycota, Glomeromycetes, Glomerales, Glomeraceae.
AUGGCUGAUCUUAAUACUCUCGCAACUCAAUUUGUUCAAUAUUAUUACGGUGUGUUCGCUUCCGACAGGAAUAACCUCAAACCACUUUACCGUGAUGAUUCUAUGUUAACCUUUGAGGGCGCCCCGUUUAAAGGAGUUAAUGAUAUUAUCUCAAAAUUAACCAGUUUGCCAUUUCAACAAGUGGCACAUCGUAUUGCUACCCUGGAUGCUCAGCCAAGUAUUAAUAACGGUAUCUUUGUGAUGGUUACUGGCGAGUUGCUGAUUGACCAGGAAACCAACGCGACAAGAUUCUCUCAAGCUUUUCAGCUCAUUCCUGAAGGAAGCACUUAUUGGGUGCUUAAUGAUGUUUUCCGUUUGAAUUAUGGUUAA